AUGAGGCAUAUUCUGACCUUCUAUUUCGAGCUGACGGAGGACUACUUCAGAAGGUUUAUUGAUGCUGACUUCAACACCUUGACGGGGUACCGCAUUCAAGCCCCUUACGGAUCAAGUGCACCUGUCGUGGUUUCAAAUCGGAGUGCUGUGAUUCCGUUUCCUGGAGCAAUUGCGGGAGAUUAUUCAAACGUGAACUCGUAUUUCAAUAACAGUUUCGCAAUCAUUGAAUUGCCCGCGGAGAAGGCCUUGGUUCCAGGGAAAGGCGUUGGGUUCAUCCGCGUCUCAAUCGAUGUGGACGGUUCAAUUCUUGCAGCCAACACCAGACAAAUUUCACUUUUUGCCUAUCGAAGCGAUGCCGAUACCAUGCGAAAAGUGAAAGAAGCAACUGCCAGCGGAACGCAGUGUCUUCCAACGUCGCUGUAUCUUAUUGCCGGGGGCAAGUUGGACACCACGUCUGCUGCUUGCAUCUCCAUGACCAAGCAAGCAGCGUUGUGCGAAACG
Molecule: messenger RNA, 501 nt
Organism: Notodromas monacha
Lineage: Eukaryota; Metazoa; Arthropoda; Ostracoda; Podocopida; Cyprididae
Source: the annotation of a GenBank genome assembly